This is a messenger RNA of Botrytis sinoallii, 216 nucleotides long. RefSeq lists its product as uncharacterized. The transcript has a single exon. The coding region runs from base 1 to 216 and encodes 71 amino acids. Lineage: Eukaryota; Fungi; Ascomycota; Leotiomycetes; Helotiales; Sclerotiniaceae. The record is from RefSeq and is a predicted model, not a curated record.
AUGUUCGAGGCCCACGCAUAUCUCUUGACAUUGUUUCCUAAAACAAGACCAAUGAAACGUCACAGAAGGAACUACCACGCCUCACCGCAAAGAUAUGAUUCGACCUGGAUCACGAACCCCUUUUUCAAAAAGGAUCCAUCAUACUCAAUCCAGUUAAUAUUGGCUGCGGGGCGAACCGACAUGAUGAUCAAACUUUCAUAUACUAAAGGGACAUGA